UCUGCUAAGGCAAGGUAGUGGCUACUUCUGUCCCACCCAAAAUCACUGAAAGCAUCCGUUGUUCAGCAGAGAUCUCAAAUGUUCCGACUCACGAAUCAGGGGAACAUUAUGGUUUAAAUUCAAACCUUCGGGUGUAGACAUUAGAAGCAGUAGAGAGAGACUGGGAGCGACUGGCAAGAGAGGAAAUAAGUUAAACUGAGGCAAAGCGGAGUUAAGUGGUUUGAGGAAAAGAAAGAAUGAAUCAACUAACUAAAGAAGGAUUGCCCAUGUGCUUCCAGAUAUUUCCCUGUUCCUCCUGAAGUGGAAUUUUGCACUCUACUGUGAAAAAAGGGAUGAAUGAGGGGCGCUCUGCUUUGCUGAGGAGGUGCCACCUCGUCUUGUCCAAGACAGACACCCUCAGUGCUCCCUCUGUCAGAACUACUGCUUCUGAGGAUGCUGGAGAAAGUGUGACUGCUCAGGCUGAAAAUGAUACAGCUUUCCCAUUGUCUGAGUUCUCAGACCUGUUUGAGAGUGAGGAUGGCUCCCAGUCGGCUCAGGACACGAGUCUGGAUACAACUCUGGAGAAUGCUCAGUCCACCAUUCAGCCCUGCCAGCCCACGGACAGUAGACAAAACCUGAAAAUGAAGUUUCAAGGUGCCUUCAAGAAGGGUAUUUCCAACCCGAUGGACCUGUUAGAAACCACCAUAUAUGAUUCAAAUGUGGUGCCAGGACCUAAAAAAGCUCCCAUGGACUCACUCUUUCACUAUGGCACCUACGGAAAUACAAGCAACCAGAAAAAACGCAGGAAAAAGCUUCCAAGAGGUAAAACUGAGACAUCCUGUGAUGACAGUCAAAGCACUGAUCCACCAAAAGUGCUGAAAAUAUUCACUCGCUUUACACUGUUCGACUGUGUUUCUCGGGGUGACCCAGAGGCCCUUGAGGGCCUGCUGGAGUACCUGCAAAGUCAAGAGAAGAGGCUAACAGAUGAAGAGUUCAGAGAGCUGUCCACUGGAAAGACAUGUCUACCUAAAGCCCUGCUCAACCUUUAUGGUGGUCGGAAUGACACCAUCCCAGUGCUGGUGGACAUUGCUGAGAAGACGGGAAACCUGAGAGAGUUCAUAAACACGCCCUUCAGGGAUGUCUUCUACAGAGGCCAGACGGCGCUCCAUAUUGCUAUCGAGCGACGCUGUAAGCAGUAUGUGGAGCUGCUGAUGGAGAAGGGAGCAGAUGUUCACGCCCAAGCAAGGGGACGCUUCUUCCAGCCCAAAGAUGAGGGGGGCUACUUUUAUUUUGGUGAGUUGCCCCUCUCACUGGCUGCAUGCACCAACCAGCCUGGUAUAGUGCAUUACCUGACAGAAAAUCCUCAUAAGAAGGCCGACCUACGCCGCCAGGAUUCACGUGGAAACACGGUAUUGCACGCUCUCGUGCACAUCGCAGACAACACCAAGGACAACACCCGUUUCCUUACGAAGAUGUAUGACAUGCUGCUGAUAAAGUGUGCCAAGCUCUUCCCAGACUGCAACCUGGAGACUAUACUCAACAAUGACGGCAUGUCACCCCUCAUGAUGGCGGCCAAACUUGGAAAAAUAGGGGUCUUCCAGCACAUCAUUCGUCGUGAGAUCAAAGAUGAAGAAGUUCGUCAUCUGUCACGUAAAUUUAAGGACUGGGCUUAUGGUCCGGUGUAUUCCUCCCUCUAUGACCUGUCUUCCCUCGAUACAUGUGGAGAGGAACCAUCCGUGCUGGAGAUUCUAGUUUAUAACAGCCGCAAUGAGAACCGUCACGAGAUGCUGGCUGUGGAGCCCAUCAAUGAGCUGCUGAGGGCAAAGUGGCAGAAGUUUGCUGCUCCUACUUUUUACAUCAGUGUGGUGUCUUACCUCAUCUCCAUGAUCAUUUUUACCUUGGUCGCUUAUUACCACCCAACCAAUGAAAUGCCUCCUUACCUCUACAAGACCUCUUCCGAUUAUCUACGGAUGGCAGGAGAGAUCAUAACCUUGGCAUCGGCGAUCUUCUUUUUCCUCACAAAUAUUAAGAAUGUCUUUCUGAAAAAGUGUCCAAAGCUAAACUCGUUAGUUUUUGAUGGGUCCUUUCAGUUGCUUUUUUUCAUCUACUCUGUCCUGGUUAUUGUCACUGCUGCUCUCUACCUGUCUGGCAUUGAGGCCUAUGUCACUGUGAUGGUGUUUGCACUCAUCUUGGGCUGGAUGAAUAUGCUCUACUUUACCAGAGGCCUAAAGCUCACUGGAACCUACAGCAUCAUGAUACAGAAGAUUCUUUUCAAAGACCUUUUCAGAUUCCUGCUGGUCUAUGUGCUCUUUAUGAUCGGGUAUGCUUCAGCCUUGGUGUCCUUGUUGCCAGUUUGUCCUACAGAGUGUGUCGGGGAUUGUCCCACUUACCCAAACUGCAGGAACCCAGAUACUUUCAGCACUUUCCUUCUGGACCUCUUCAAACUGACCAUUGGGAUGGGAGAAUUAGACAUGGUCUACAGCGCACGGUAUCCUGGAGUCUUCCUCUUCCUCUUGGUUACCUAUAUUAUCCUCACCUUUGUUUUGCUACUCAACAUGUUAAUUGCCUUGAUGGGGGAGACGGUUGGACAGGUGUCCAAAGAGAGCAAGAAGAUCUGGAAGCUUCAGUGGGCAACCACUAUCUUGGACAUCGAGCGCUCAUUCCCAGUGUGCCUUCGGAAGUCGUUUCGAGCUGGGGAGAUGGUGACUGUAGGGAGGAACUUGGAUGGCUCACCAGAUCGACGGUGGUGUUUCAGGGUGGAUGAGGUAAACUGGUGCCACUGGAAUCAGAAUCUAGCAAUAAUCAGUGAGGAUCCAGGCAAGACUGAGACCAGCCAAACCAAUGGGUUACAGCAAAGCGUCAGAGGCCUGAGGAGAGAUCGUUGGUCCACUGUGGUCCCGCGGGUGGUGGAGUUAAGUAGAGGUCCUCGUUCUCAUGAUCUAGUGGUGGAGAUGGAGCCACUGACACCAAGACACUGAAGCCUGCUGAGAAUAAAGUCAUUUUUAAUUAGGAGAAAGGAUCAAGACCAUCUGAUAUGAUGUUGAACAACAAGGAAUGUUUUAGUCAGCAAGUGCCUGGAUUCGCUCAUGUCUCUAAGAUAGGCUCUAAGAUAUGAUAAUAGGAAAUUUUCCUGUUGGAAGACCUAAAAAAUCUACUACAGUUUGCUUGGUUUUUUACUUGUACAGAGGAGUAGAACCCCUAAAUACAUAAUGUUAUGUACAGCUCUGCAUAUCAGACAUCAACGGGUGAUCACUCAGGGAAAUCUGAUCAUUUCAGCAUUUGGAGAGUUUUUGUAUUCUUAUAGUCAGCAGCUUUAUAGCUUUUCUAAAAGCUGAAAGCCUAAACAGAUUAUCACUGCAUUAGCACAUUUGCAUAUUUUUUUUUUCAGCUAUAAUCACAAAACGAAAUCAUUUUUUCCAAGAGUGUUAUCACUGAGUGUCUACCAAAGAUAGAGGUAGCAAUUAGAAGGUGUUAAGUUUACUUUAUAUUAAAAACUUUAAGUUAGAGCGAGUUCUCUACUUGCUAUUCAGAAUGUUUUUAGGUGGGAGGUUUCAGUAAAUAGAACCAGGGUAUCUCUUUUUAUGCAACUUUUUUUUUAUAUACUGUAUUAAAGUAAUGCACUCAAAUGAAAUGUGCAGGCUUGAACUGGCAGCUUGGGCAGACCAGCUCUGAUUUGAGCUAAAACAAUGCACUAUGCCAAUUUCUGAUGUGUGCAUUAUUAUAUGAAUACAAAGACGCCAUCCUGAAUUAGAUGGGCAGGUUAUAGUUGUCAAGCAAAUAUGCAAAUCAAGACAAUAGCCCCUAGUGUUGUGACUUGUCUUUGAAUUCUGAGAGUUAUUGUUCCUUUGCAGCUGCAGUAUUUGCAUAAUCAACUCUUAGUCUGUACCAUUGUAUACUUCCACCCAAUUUGCUGCAAUGUUUUCAUGGUAUUUGGCUUUGUGCCCUAGACAGCUUUUUCUUUCUUUUCCUAAUGUGCAUCAACUGCAGGCAGGGUUACAUAUGUAUCAUUGUGUUGCAUGGCAUGUAUUUAAUUGUUUUAUGUUUUUUUUAAAUCUUUUCUACUGUCUAAGGCCACAGAUCAUUGUUGACUGUAUUUACAUUUCUUCAACAUAUCCAUACAUUUGUGUAUUUUUUUAACCGUGCAGCACAAUACAGUAAACACUGAUGACUUAUAUGAA
Messenger RNA from Cyprinodon tularosa, 4157 nucleotides. It is a transcript of the gene trpv4, whose product is annotated as transient receptor potential cation channel, subfamily V, member 4. The record is from RefSeq and is a predicted model, not a curated record. Lineage: Eukaryota; Metazoa; Chordata; Actinopteri; Cyprinodontiformes; Cyprinodontidae. Gene Ontology annotation, cellular component: cilium; membrane. The coding region runs from base 333 to 2957 and encodes 874 amino acids. Gene Ontology annotation, molecular function: protein binding; calcium channel activity. Gene Ontology annotation, biological process: calcium ion import across plasma membrane; osmosensory signaling pathway; actin filament organization. The transcript is spliced from 17 exons.